UCGGCAUCCUCAGCCUCUAUAAAAUGCCAAGGCCAGGCCUCCCAAUUUACGCGCUAUUUCUUGGUGUUGAGACGGAGGAGCGAAGUAACGGGAGCGAUUCAUCUUUGCUCAUCCGUCGCUACUCAUCUUAGCAGAGACGGACGAAGCAACAUAAGCGAUUCGGUUUUGUCGAUCCGACCGACGGGCGUUAAUCGUUUUGCAAGCUUCAACUCAACUGAUCGAACUUUCCACUUUUCCUCUGGAACUGCGAUCUCGUUGUUCUUUAACUGCCGGACACCCUCUAACGCGCUUUGUCUUUUUGGUGAGACAAAAGGAAGCAACAGGAACAGUUCAUCUUUCCUCAUCCGUCGCUAUUCGUCUUGCCAGAUUGACGAACCUUUCUUUUGCCAUCUAAACUCCGAGAUUUUGGUCGGAAUUUUGUUUCCCAUCCUUUUGGAUUGUCUUACAAUGUGUUCUCCAGCAGUUGCCUCUCUGGGAGAUUUAAAAUCAAAUUGUACUGAUGAGGAGCUCUUUCUAUCUUUCGAGAAAAUGAUCUCUGGAUCCCAGUUCCCAAACAAUGUGAUAACAGAAGUAAAUCCUUUCCUGUACAGGCCCUCAAAUCUACCUGAUGGAAUUUGGUUUUUCAUCUGCUCUGAGGAGAUAAAAGAUAACGAAGUUGGGUUCUGGAAGACCAAAGGGAAUGCUUGUGAAAUUUUCUCAAACUCUGUCAUUACUGGUUUGAGAACUACUCUCGAAUUUUAUGAAGGCCAAGCUCCUCAUGGGUGUAAAACUGAUUGGGUGAUGUUUCAGUACAGAAUAUUGCAGAGAGAACCAGGUGAAGGCAGCAAGGCAAAGGAAGCAAACUUCUUAUGCAGAGUCUUCCUUGGUGGUGAGCAAAGCCAAAACCAUGAAAUGGAACAGAAACUGGCUAGCAGUGGUAUUCAAAAUGAAAAUUAUGUUCACCCUGCUAAAUCAGUUGCUGCUGAAAGUAGUAUUCGACAAAGUUCCACAAGCAAGCCUCAGGUAAUCGAGGAUGACAGCACGAGCAGCUUGGCUUUGGCAGAGAGAUUUCCAGAGCCUUGGCUAGAAAAUCUGCCUGAAGUAGAUUACCUUUCUGGAGGUGAUUACAUGGAGUUAUUGGAUCUUGAUAAUCCAGCAUCGCCUUCUUCAAGUUCAGAAAAUUCCAGUUGCGUGACCAUGUCAUCAGAUGGAUGUUUUGAUUCAUUGGCUUUGUUGCAAGACAUAGAGUGUGGAGAUAGCCAGAACAACUUAGAUUUGAAAUUCGCUGUCUCUUCAUCACUCAGACCAGAAGAGGGCGUCAUGUUUCCACCCACUUCAGGAUCUCUUGUUACUGGUGGAAGAAACAUGUUGGCACCUGAAGAAAUCCUCAAUACUGAUUGUUUUAUUCCAAAAUCAGCUGCAUGCGGUCAAGUCAUAGAUAACAGUUUCAAUCGUGCCAGAAAAAAUCAGAAGACAAAUUUUGGGAAUGAAGGUCCAUCAUCAAAUUCUCGCAAUGUGACUGCAUCACUCAAUAGCCAUCUAGAAGCUCCAGAUGGGGAAAACAGGGCUGCUGUUGACAGAAAGAAAAAUUUUAUGAAGUAUCUGUGCUUUAUGGCAUUCUAGAUCUUCCUAGAGGUAAUACAGAUAGCAUUCGUGUAUAACCCAUUUCAGUAGGAAGUAAAUGGAUCGAGAUUCCCUCAAGUUCUGGCCUCAAGUCAGAGAGAGAACUUGAGGGAAUCUUUUUCCGAAGUGAAUUUAUGCAUUUUUUAGCAGUAUGGUCCAACAUCAGCAAGUUCAUUGGCCAGGAAGUCUAUUCUAGCAAGGUUGUGGCAACUAUGUAUACCAGGUUAGCUAAUAAGAGCAAAGGUACUCAGAUUAGGUGUCAUUUUAUAUUGAGGCAGGAAUUGGACACUAAUUUUAAGGAAAACCAAAGGUAGGAAACUGAUUUUCUUAUCUUAUAUUCUAGGAGAAGAAUGGGAGCUCUUUCUGCCGUUUCUUGUUGUAAGCCACUUGUAUUUCUUACGAACUUGUGUUUUUUAUUUGCUCUUCUUUUGGGUGAGUGCUUUUGUUGUACUUGAUUAUUGCUCUAUAAAGCAGUAGAUAAAAAUU
Molecule: messenger RNA, 2088 nt
Organism: Juglans microcarpa x Juglans regia
Lineage: Eukaryota; Viridiplantae; Streptophyta; Magnoliopsida; Fagales; Juglandaceae
Product: NAC domain-containing protein 96-like
Exons: 7
Coding region: 448-1602 (384 amino acids)
Biological process (GO): regulation of DNA-templated transcription
Molecular function (GO): DNA binding
Source: RefSeq, a predicted model, not a curated record